This is a messenger RNA of Rhodofomes roseus, 1951 nucleotides long. RefSeq lists its product as uncharacterized. The transcript has 2 exons. NCBI's taxonomy places the organism in Eukaryota, Fungi, Basidiomycota, Agaricomycetes, Polyporales, Fomitopsidaceae. The record is from RefSeq and is a predicted model, not a curated record. The coding region runs from base 89 to 1873 and encodes 594 amino acids.
UUUCUGCAACGACCUCCUACAAAUCACAGAACCCAUGGAAGUCGUCAUGAACACAUCUAUCAUGAGGAUGGGCCAGGUCGGUUAGGAUAUGCAUGUUGAAGAUCUACGGUUGAGUCAAUCUCAUUUGCAGCUCGCUCGGCUGAACAGAAGCUUGCAAGGCCCGAAGGGAAAGCUGGACAAAAUGAUCUGCAUGCUCAAAAGUCUCCAGAACCACCUGUGCCCGGCGAACGCCUUGCCCCCAGACAUAUGGCGCGUAAUUUUCACCCUGGUCAUCAAAGACGUCUACGACUCGGCCGACGAUAUGCAACCGGACUUUUCGCAAACGUAUGGGUUAUCGAUAGACGACGAACAGCUCGUUACCAUCACCACCGUGUGUCGUUACUGGUACGACGUUUGUAUUUCAACGCCAUCCCUAUGGAACAGCAUCAACACCUAUCAUAUUCCUCAACUCCAAGCACGCGUGCUCAAGCAACACCCUGACAUUCCGUUGGAGGUCACAGUCUAUGGCAGCACAGUUCCAACCCUAACGUCAAUGUUUCCCAAUCCCCCAUGCAGAUUGUUGUUGUGGUUUCGAUGCUCUUGGAACAAUGUUCGUCGACAUGGGAAGUCCUUGUCGUCGGCGGGCGAGGUUCUCAAGACUUUGAUACUGGAUUCUAAUGACGAUGACUCGGACGACGACGCCGACAACAACAACGGAGACGGUGACGAAUCAGACGACGACGAGUCGCAAUUCGCAGCGCCUCGCAAGAUCACUCUAUUCGGUGACUCGACUCCCUGUCUGGAGACCGUCUGGCUAACCGGCCUUGCUUGGAGACCGAUGAAUCGCUUCAUCACCGCCAUCCAACUCCUCAUAGACGACUGUGACUGGCCCAAUCCAAUCUCCAACAUAAUGGAUCUCCUGAACGGCACACCGGCCCUGCAGGUCCUUGUCAUAUCGAGCACGCAGAAUCAUUGGGGGACAUGGAGGGGCGAGACUGCCUUGAUCGAAGCUCAAGGAAGGCCUCGUUUGGAGCGUCUUAGACGCCUUCACUUCCGCGACAUCGAUGGAGGCGAAGACGGUAUAGCACUUCUGCUGUCGAAGCUAGAUGCGCCCCAAGCCGUCGUUGUUGUGAACGACGCCCGUGCUUCGGAAUCAGAGGCGCAGUGGCUCAGACUACCAGAGGCACUCUCUCGACUCAACCUCGAGCUCAUGAAACCGACGAACAUGGAACUCACAUUCCACCUGAAGCUUUACAAGGUAUUCGUCACGGUCAUCGUCGCGAGCCGACACGGAGGGCUGCUUCUAAAGAAGAAGCAUCUCCUUUACAACACUCCCGCAGACCGGAGCUAUCGUUUCGCCAGCGUCUUCAAUCUGUCUCAAGUGCGGGACCUUCGUUGCUUGGACCGCGUUCACGUCAGGCAGAGUCUCGUAGCGGUUCGGAUGUGGUCCUCCAUGUUGCCGGGUUUGGCGGAACUGGAGCACUUGAUGCUCUACAGUCGCAGCGUAUGGUAUAUAGCCCACGCGCUCAAUGACGGUGACUGGCUUGCGCGAGUCAAGCCCCUCUGUCCACGGAUGGAGCGAAUCAUCGUCCUCAUGGAGUCGGACGCGAGGCCGCCUUUUGCAGACGUUAUACUCAAGCUCGCGAGGAUACAUGAGGACAUCCCUUUUUGCGGCGUCAUCAUCGCGUAUCUCCCGGACUACGGAGACGAAAGGGUGUACCAAAGUGAACACGACAGCCUCCUGCCUUCGAUAGAAUAUGUCGACUACGAUGAGGUGCCACCGAUGGAGACCCCAUGGCAUGAUCACCUCGAUUCAGUCGACUUCCACCUACCUUCGGCGUACUGGCCUUCGCUCGCAGAGUGGUCCAGGCCUUCGCUCGCAGAGUGGCCUUAGACACUCCAUCGACCAGACAACUGUACUUCGUAGCAAUAGCAUCCGUCAGAAGAGCCUUGUCCAACUAGCGUAUCAAAG